Sphaeramia orbicularis (orbiculate cardinalfish) is the source of this 3126-nucleotide messenger RNA. RefSeq names its product ArfGAP with coiled-coil, ankyrin repeat and PH domains 1 (gene acap1). Gene Ontology annotation, molecular function: protein binding; GTPase activator activity. The record is from RefSeq and is a predicted model, not a curated record. The transcript is spliced from 23 exons. Gene Ontology annotation, cellular component: cytoplasm. Lineage: Eukaryota; Metazoa; Chordata; Actinopteri; Kurtiformes; Apogonidae. Bases 375 to 2690 code for a protein of 771 amino acids.
CCGGAAACACAGACACACACACUCAGUCCGGUUCUCAACCCGGGGACGAAACAUCCGGACUCCGAUCCGCAUCCGAUCCGACCAGUUCAUCUGGGAUUAUCGAUCCGUUUAGGUCCGUGAAGGAUACUGAUUUUCCUGGAAGACUUUGUCGUUGUUUUCUUCGUCGGAUGAGCAUGUUUUUGUCGCCGCUGACAUCCAUUCAUCCGGAGUGACAGGACCCGGAUCAGGCUCCGAGUGUCCCCCGAGGACAAGCCCCACAGACCGGGGAUACGAACCAUGAUCCAGGCUGUCUACGUGGAGCCAUAAAACCCACAGGAUUUACACAGUUUACCGUCCAGAGGAUCCACAAGAGUCUGAAAGUAUCUGAGGAGGAGAUGACUGUCAAACUGGACUUUGAGGAGUGUCUGAAAGACUCCCCUAGGUUCAGAGCUGAGAUCGAAGUGGUCCAAAACGAUGUGAGCGACCUUGAGACCCGGUUAGAAAAGCUUGUAAAACAAUGCCAGGCCAUGCUGGAGGCAGGCAGGGUCUACUGCCAGACCAGCAAGAGCUUCAUCAACGGCCUCCGGGAGCUGGGUCACCACUGCUCCAGAGACAGCCUGAUGGAGGAAUGUCUGGACAAAUUUUCCAAGAGGCUGUCUGACAUCAUGGACGCCCAGGGGGAAGUGAUCGAGACCACACAGAAGUCUGUCAAAUCCAAGCUGCAGAACUUUGUGAAAGAAGACGUGCGUCGUUUCAAGGAAGUGCGCAAAGAGUUUGAGCGCAGCAGCGAAGGCCUGGAGGGGGCGCUGGCGAGGAACGCCCAGGCCCCUCGAGGGAAGCAGCACGAAGUGGAGGAGGCCAGUAACGCUUUACUCAACGCACGCAAAACCUUCAGGUCUGAGGCCCUGGAUUAUGUCCUGGAGAUUAAUGUCAUUGAGGCCAAGAGGAAGACAGACAUCCUGAUGGCAAUGCUGUCACUAAUGGAGGCCCAGGCCCAGUUCUUCCAGCAGGGACACCAGUCUCUGUCAGAACUGGACGAGUAUCGACGAAAGCUGAGCGACGAGCACACUCAGCUGGUCCUGAACUCAGCCCGAGAGAAGAGGGACAUGGAGCAAAGACACGCUGCCAUCAAGAAAAAGGACAUGUCCUAUGACGACUCCAUCAUGGACUUUAAUGCAGACGCUGCUAAUGGAAUUGCUAUGGAGGGUUACCUCUACAAGAGAGCAAGCAACGCCUUCAAGACCUGGAGCAGACGCUGGUUUUCUAUUCAGAAAAAUCAGCUAGUGUAUCAGAAGAAGUUCAAGGACCAGCCCACAGUUGUGGUGGAGGACUUGCGUCUUUGCACAGUCAAGCCCAGCACAGAAAAUGAGCGGCGGUUCUGCUUUGAAGUGGUGUCUCCGUCAAAGUGCUGUUUGUUGCAGGCUGACUCAGAGCGGCAGCAGAAGGCGUGGAUCAGCGCUGUCCAAAACAGCAUCGCCUCAGCCUUCCAGGAGCGCCGAGAAGACCCACACAGCCCGAGACAACGCUGCAGCUCCGUGUCAGUCAGCAGUUUGGGAGGUAGUAGUAGUGGAGGAGGAGGAGAAGGAGGUGUGGAUCAGGAGAACAGCGGCUGCAAAGCACUGGAGGAGGUGCAGGCCAUCCCGGGGAACCGGCAGUGCUGUGACUGUGGAGAAGCCGGUCCAGACUGGGCCUCCAUCAACCUGGGCAUCACACUGUGUAUCGUGUGUUCUGGAAUACACAGGAGUCUGGGUGUCCAUUUUUCCAAAGUCCGCUCCCUUACUCUGGACUCCUGGGAACCUGAGCUCAUUAAGUUGAUGUGUGAAUUAGGAAACUCCGUAAUCAACAGGAUCUAUGAGGCCCGGAUUGAUGAGAUCACCAUCAAGAAGCCCCACCCGUCUAGUCCCAGAGGAGACAAAGAGUCGUGGAUCAAGUCCAAGUAUGUGGAGAAAAAGUUCAUCCAAAAGCUGCCGGAGACAGGGAGGAACCCCCCACUACGACGGUCCAGCGCCAGGAGGAACCGAUCCACCACGCAGACUGAACGGACGGUUCAACGGCCGCCGCUCAAACCCAAACCCAACCGGGCCACUCUGCCCCGAGUCACAGGCCUGAGCCCCAGUGACCUUGUCCAAAAGAACAACUCAGUCUUCCAUAAAGAUGUUGAGGAGGAAGAGGAGGAUCUGAGCGGCCUUCAUCCCGGGGCGCUGCUGUACCGAUCAGCGGCUCUGCAGAACUUCCCCGUCAUGGCCGACGCUUUGGCCCACGGAGCUGACGUCAACUGGAUCAACACGGCCGAGGAGUCUAGCACGCCGCUGAUACAGGCCGUCUCAGCUAAUGCACUGGCUGCUUGCGAGUUCCUUCUGCAAAACGGCGCCAACGUCAACCAAGCGGACAGUAAUGGAAGAGGACCCCUGCACCACGCCACCAUCCUGGGUCACACAGGGUUGGUUUGUCUCUUCUUGAAGCGAGGAGCCGACUACAACGCCCGAGACAAGAACCAGAAAGACCCUAUAACGAUCGCCGUGGACAACGCCAACGCCGACAUCGUCACUCUGCUGCGAAUCGCCAAAAUGAACAAGGAGAUGCGGGAGAUGGACGGAGCAUUCGGCCAAUCAGGUGAUGACACAUAUCACGACAUCUUCAGAGACUUUUCACACAUGGCUUCAAACAACCCGGAGAAGCUGAAACGCCGAAGCGCAGACCCCAAAAUGUAACGUUAAUCAGACAGAUAGACAGACAGACGGGUGUUUUCCUUGGCCUCCUGCCUCGUGUUGUGUCAUGGCUCAGCUGGUGUCGACUUCAGAAAAGGCCGAAGGCUGUAAACAGUGAAUUCUUUGUGUGAACGUGUCAAACCAGAACAAUAGGAAACAGUGAAGCAUCUUUAUGAGACCAGCGUGAGGCGUCUACACAUCCUGAUUAAAUCCAGUAAAUCUCCCUUUUUUUUUCUUUUUUUUAAAUCAGUGCAGGCUGUUUUAAUGUUCUUUUUUAGUGUUUAUUUUUACUUGUCGCUUGAGAACAAUGCUUGUAACUGCAGCAAAGAGUCAAAUGUCAAAGGUUUGAUGUUUCAUUUGGAUUCUGUUCUUUUUUAUUCUGUUGAACUGUGUGUGAGGUACGUUACAUCUUCAAGAUCAAAUAAACAGAAAAAGACCA